AUGCCGAUGGACGGGCGGACAUGUGUUCACGAAGAUGCCAGCAAAAGUCGCUCUUCCAUCUUGGCGGGGCUGGUGAUGCAAGAUUUACGUCAUGACUGUGCUACUGGCACCCCGUUUCAGGCUCUCUCUGGCCACACAGGUCACAUAUUGGCAUUACACACCUGGGGAGGAGCCAUGUUUGUCUCUGGCUCCCAGGACCGAACGGUGCGUUUCUGGGACCUGCGAACCAGAGGCUGUGUUAAUGUUAUCACACCAGCAGCAACACCCACUAAACCAGGUGCUCCUGUGGCAUCAGUGUGUGUAGACCCAAGCGGAAGACUUCUGGUGACAGGUCACGAGGACUCUGUUUGUUCUCUGUACGACGUGCGAGGUUCACGGUGCAUCCAGGCGUUCAGGCCACACUCUUCAGAUGUUCGCUCCAUUAGAUUCUCACCCUCGGCAUAUUAUCUACUUACUGCUGGAUACGACAACAAACUUGUCCUCACUGACCUUCAAGGUGAUCUGACUCUUCCAUUACCCAGUGUUGUUGUGGCUGAGCAUCAAGAUAAAGUCAUCUCUGGUCGAUGGCACCCCACAGAUUUCUCCUUCAUCUCAACCUCUGCAGACAAGAUGUGCACAUUAUGGGCCUUACCUCCUGUUUAAUGUGGAUUAGGAGGAGGCUUUCAUAUCUCAGAUACCUGCAGUCUUUUCUGACAAAAAUAUAUAAGAUAAUGUAUAAAUCAGGCACUCUAACAGUUUAAAUAUUUCAUUAUCUAGUUCACUUUUCAAAAUGUCUUUACCAUUACAAGUUGACAAUGCCUAAGUCAUUUGGUAGUUUCUAAAAUUACUGUCAAAGUUCCUUGUAGUAGGUAAAGAUGUUUGUGUGUGAAAACGAGUCUCAUAAGUGUAUAGUUUGAUGAAAUCUGCAAAUCCUUUCCCCUUGUUCUGUGGUGUGGUGAUGGUAUGGGUAGGAAGCCUCUUCUUAAAGCGGUCUUCUGAGAAGAUCCAUUCUGAUGGUUCAUAUUGGGCAGCAGCGUGUGGAAUUAC
Molecule: messenger RNA, 1026 nt
Organism: Cherax quadricarinatus
Lineage: Eukaryota; Metazoa; Arthropoda; Malacostraca; Decapoda; Parastacidae
Source: RefSeq, a predicted model, not a curated record